AUGGCCGUUGACAAUGCAUUCGACAACGCAGUCAAGGGAGUCAGAUAUCUCGUCCAUGUCGCUUCAACGAUGGCAAUUCCUUCGGAUGACCUCGAAGCCACGCUCUUCAUCCCGACCCUCCACACAACCGUGAGCAUCCUCAAGUCCGCUUCGGAGGAGUCCUGCGUCAAGAAAGUGGUAAUCACAUCGUAG
Molecule: messenger RNA, 192 nt
Organism: Cladophialophora yegresii CBS 114405
Lineage: Eukaryota; Fungi; Ascomycota; Eurotiomycetes; Chaetothyriales; Herpotrichiellaceae
Exons: 1
Coding region: 1-192 (63 amino acids)
Source: RefSeq, a predicted model, not a curated record